Messenger RNA from Gambusia affinis (western mosquitofish), 4907 nucleotides. RefSeq names its product EPS8 like 2 (gene eps8l2). The transcript has 20 exons. Bases 1315 to 3342 code for a protein of 675 amino acids. Gene Ontology annotation, molecular function: actin binding. Gene Ontology annotation, biological process: positive regulation of ruffle assembly; Rho protein signal transduction; regulation of Rho protein signal transduction. Gene Ontology annotation, cellular component: ruffle membrane; vesicle; plasma membrane. The record is from RefSeq and is a predicted model, not a curated record. Lineage: Eukaryota; Metazoa; Chordata; Actinopteri; Cyprinodontiformes; Poeciliidae.
GGUUCUCUCCGGGUUCUCCGGUUUCCUCCCACAGUCCAAAAACAUGACUGUCAGGUUAAUUGGUUUCUCUAAAUUCUCCCUAGGUGUGAGUCUGUGUGUGCAUGGUUGUGUGUCCUGUCUGUUUUCUGUGUUGCCCUGCGACAGACUGGCGACCUGUCCAGGGUGAACCCCGCCUCUCGCCCAGAACGUAGCUGGAGAUAGGCACCAGCAACCCUCCCGACCCCAUUAGGGACAAGGAUGAACAGACAAUGGAUGGAUGUUGAAAAUAUGUUAAAACAACACUUUUGCAAUAAUAAUAUAUAAUAUAUUGGUCAUUAAACAAUUAAAGAUUAGUUGUGUGUAAUAUUCAUGUAAGUAUAAAUAUCAAUGUAUGGUUAGGCUGUAGAGCAAUAAUAUAAAUGAUUAGGUAAUUCUACAGGUAAUUACCACUAUAGACAUAUGGAUGAUAUAGAUGUAGGACAAGUUAAACAGUGAUAAGAUUUAAUAAGCAUUUCCUUCCUCUAACUCGUUUUGAAAUUAAACAGAAUUUAAUUUCUAUUCUGCUUUUUUAAAUUAAAUUAUCUAGUAAGCCUGCAAGACAUAGUUUUAUUGUAUGCUUGAUUUACUAUAAUAACCAUGUUUGAAAUAAAGAUUAUCUUCAGAUGAAACUGCAGCAAACUGUUUAGAAUGAAAUAUUGUGUCUUAAAUUAAUUUAAUUAUACAUACUUAUUUUACUUAAUACACUAUACUUGUUUUCCAGUUAAAGUAAAAAAGGGAAAAGGUUCGUUUUUUAUAUAAAAAAGGGGAACUCCCUAUUAUGUCAACAGAAAUUCUUGAAAUCAAAUUGUGAGACAAGGGCUGGAACCGCCCUCAAUUCAAUACAAGUUGACAAAAAUAACAGCAUGCAGGAAAUAAAGUACACAGUUUUUGUUUUAUCAAAGAGGAAAAAUGUUUUUAAAGUGAUUGCAGUAAAUUUUGAGACAGAUUAACCUCUAACCAACCAGCAAAGUGAGGUCUGAGGUUAGUCCCGCCCCCUUUUGGGUUGAGUUACCUGCUCAGUCACCAUCUCUCACCUGUACCACCUCUCUUCCUUCAGUUGCUGUUUUCUUAGAAGUGAAACAGGUGGUUCAUUCGGACCUAUCUUCGUUUUUCUUGCAAAACCAAAGCUCUUUGACUUUGACAGUUUCGACAACCUCUCCCACCCUCCCCCCGCGGAGUUACCUUUCUUUCUGCGGUUCUGCACUGAAGAUUUUAGGAUGGUCGGCUGACGUCGGGGGCGCUGUCUGAAUCCACGUGUGUCAACUUAAACGCCCAGUCUGCGAAACUUCUCCGUGGAUGCCGGAAAUCAUGAACGCCCCAGGACCUCUGUCGAGGCAAGCCAAUGGAGUGGCCAGAUCGGACAGCAAGCUCAGCGCCAAGGCCCUCUAUGAGCAGCGGAAAAAAUACUCCAACUCAAAUUUCAUCAUGCAAGAGACGUCGCAGUACCACGUUGAGCAUCUCUCCACGUUUGUUAUGGACAAGACAGAAUCUAUUGUGACAGUAGACGAUGCUAUCAAGAAACUGAUUCUUCUGGACUCCAGGGAUAAAAUCUGGACACAGGAGAUGCUGCUGCAGGUCACAGACAAGGCACUCAGACUUCUUGAUUGUGACACUCAGGAAGAACUGGAGAACUUCCCCCUCACCACAGUCCACCUCUGCCAGACGGUGCUGAAUCAGACACGCUACCCAUCUGUGCUGCUGCUCAUGUGUCAAGACAGGGACCAACACAAACCCGACAUCCAUUUCUUCCAUUGUGACCAAGUUGAGGCUGAGAUGGUUCACGCAGACAUAGACAGUGCACUGGGGGACAACAAACAUGGGAAAAAAAUGAGACUGGAAACCCUCAAGGUGAACCAGGAAAAAAUGAAGCGUCAGAGAGAAACCAUCCUCCCUCCCUCGGCCCCCAGGGGCCCGCCACCUGUUGCAAAUAGGCGAGCAGCAGCCGCUGCAAACACUCAUGGUCCUUACGAUGCAGAGUCGCAUGAAAAGCUGGCCCAGCGCAUUGAGAAGGAUGUGCAAAUCCUCAACUGUGCCCUGGACGACAUCGAGAUCUUUGUGGCGCGGCUGCAGAAGGCAGCUGAGGCUUUUUAUCAGCUCAAUCAACGCAACAAGAGUAAGAAGAACAAGAAGAAAGGACCAGCAGAGGGCAUGCUGACCCUGCGGGCCAGGCCCCCCUCUGAAGCAGAGUUCAUUGACAGCCUGCAGAAACUGAAGCUGGCCCUCAACCUCUUGGCCAAACUGAAGAAACAUCUACAGAACCCAAGUGCUCAGGAGCUGGUUCAUUUCCUGUUUGGACCUUUGGAGCUGGUCCUGCAGACGUGUGGAAGUCCUGACCUGGUGCGUUCCGUCAUCUCCCCUCAUCUUUCGAUGGAUGCCGUCAACUUCCUGCAUGGACACCUCACCCCCAAAGAGAUGACCAUGUUUGAGCUGCUUGGCGACGGAUGGACCAGACCCAGAGCAGAGUGGCCCAGAGAUCAGUGUGCGCCUCCUUAUUACCCCAAGUUUCGAAAUGGAUGGGAGCCACCUGCAGAGUUUUUCUUGACGUCUCCUUGGGAAACCGAGGGACCACCCAGUCCACUUGCAUCUCCCACAAGUCCUGACUACAGAAGACACUCACCUGACGAUUAUUACGUCAAUCACUCCUCACCAAAUGGGAUGCACAGCAACCGUAAAUAUGCCAAAAUCCGUUAUAAUUUUGUGGCGCGGAAUCCCAACGAGCUGUCAGUUCUGCAGGAUGAAAUCCUUGAGGUGUUGGAAGAUAACAAACAGUGGUGGAAACUACGGAAUCGCAGCGGCCAAUCCGGCUACGUCCCAUAUAACAUCCUGGAUGUUGUAAGGCUAGAAGAACCAGAAGAGCCCUUCCCGAGCGACUACAUGAGUUCGCCCACUGAACCUCUGCACAAGAGGGACAGUUUCAAAGGGGGAAUACAGAAAGAUAAAAAGAUGGACGAGGUUAAUAAUGAGCUAUUGAUGAAAAUCACAGCAAACAAAAACCCGCCACCCAGAAAGAUCCGAAUAGAGCGCCCGGCUGCCCCACAGGUGCCAUUAACUUCCCAGUCAACUCCAGAGCAGGUGACAAAGUGGCUCAAUGCGAAAGCUUUCUCUAAACAGACUGUUGAAUGUUUGGGAAUCCUGACAGGAGCGCAGCUGUUUUCCCUGAACAAAGAGGAGCUGAAGGCUGUGUGUGGGGAUGAAGGGGGCCGUGUCUUCAAUCAGGUGUCUCUGCAGAAAGGACAAUUAGAGAAGGCCCAGGGAGACUCUGAGCUGCAGGAAAUCAUGACGCGAAGAAAGGAGAAGGUCGACUCCACAAGUAGCUACGACUGAACACAUCCAGCACCACGAUCUCCUUUAAAUGUUUUCCCUCCUCACAGCUUUCCAAAUGCAGCAGCUCGCUAAAUCAGCGAACAUUUUCUUGUGAUCCUCAAAUAAAAAAGAAACAAACAAGAUUGAAUACACUCAUUUUUAAUUGCAUAUUUAUUUUGUAAAAUGUUAGAUGUUUGUUAUUCAAGUGUUUUCAAAUUAUGUUGCAUUUUUCUCAAUUGAUGAAAUUAUUGAAGAAAUGACCUGCUAAGAAGAGGAACUUUUUUUUAGUUUGGUGUAUGUGCAGGACAUGCAUACAACAUACGUGUGCAUGAGAGAGCAGGGUCAGUGUAUGUUCUUAAUAAUACUGUUUUAUACUGUUUACAAAAUUUGUCUGUAAACAUCUAAAAUCUUUACAGUUGCUUUUUAAAAUCAGUGCCAGGAUGUUUGACAUAUUUUCUAUUGCAUAGCCAAUUAUUUUCAUGUUAAUAGCAAGCAUACUUUUUGUUGUGUAUGGCAGAAGUUUGUAUCUGGUUGGUAAACAUAAAUCAGUGACAAGUAUUAGAAUAAAUGUUCUUAUUCUUAUUUUCUUGAUGUCAUUUGACAUUUUGGCAACUUAAUAAAGCAAUAUGCCCUUCUCAGUAACUGUGGAAUCUUUUAUAUGGCACCCUCCAAAUUUAUCGGCAUACCUAAAAUGGGUAUAAAUCUUUAAAAUGAAUGAACCUUUUAUUGCUGAAGCAUAUUUUGACAUUGGAAACUUUUUCUGCAGCUCUUUAAGACUGAAAUCUUUUUCAUAUUCCAUUAACAAAGUCAUACAUUAGUGCGUGGUAUUAUGUUGUACACAAAGUAUUUCAUAGUCUUUUCAUUUUGUUGCAACAGAACCAGUUGCUCCUUGUGGACUGAGUUAAUAAACUGAGUUAAGUAUCACUUUGUCUACAGAUCUGGGGAAGUGUAAACAAGUAGCUGUUUUCUUGUGGGCGUUUUGUGACUUAUUAAAUGGAACGUGAAUCUUCUCAUAAAAGUAAAAAGGAAAAAAAUAAUGUAACAGACCAAGGCAGCCAUGCUCAGAAAAUCACUGAAGAAACAAUGUAGUGAAUGUCCCCUGUACAAUUUGUUAUUGUCAAGAAGUUCAGUUCUUAUUGGAUUAAUAUAAUCAACUCUAGAGCAUUCUCUUUACAAUCUGACUUUCUGCUUUAAGGCACCGUUAAACCAUUUGCUUUCUCAGUGAAAUUGUUGUGAACCAGUUACAUAAAAUACUGAUGACAAAAUCAACAACCUCAACACUCUGAACAACUUAAAAAAGUAAGAUAUAACCUUGAAAACAAAGCCUCCACUGCUCCUUUAUUAACGUCUUGUAAAUUAGUGUUGAAUUAUGCUACAGCAAAAAUAGAUUAAUCAAUUUUAAGGGCUUCUGCACAUCUUCUAUUAUUUGUGUACGUUAGUGUCUAUUGUAACCUGGUGUUUGCAAUGUAAACUGUACAAAAUGUUAAGAGGAAUAAACUAAAUUUGUUUUCUGGUAUGAAAAAUGACAUAAAGAUUCAUAGAACAUGUUCUUGGUGUAAAUAUUUUUGAUGAUAUAAUUAAAGAAU